AUGGGCUCCCGGUUGCCAAGUAACCAGGCUCUGCAGUGGUUUCCUCGUUUAAGACUUGGUAUGACAGCCUCCAGCAGCAACUGGAAGUGGAACCCGGUUGUGCUCAGUGACCUCGUGGCCCGUGGUUUCCAUUCAUGCAAUUUGGUACAAGGGAAGCUGCUGAUCUUUGGGGGCCUGAAGUCGCCAGAGACCCAGGAGCCACCCCUCGGAGAUGUGGUGGCCUUUGACACAUCUCUUCAGACUAUCCAAACGAUUGCUCCUGAAUGCGGGUACCGCCGCAGCCACCACGAGGCUGUGGUUCUGGGAGAUCGCUGGCUGUGCAUAGUGGGAGGUUGGGAUGGCUCUCGAAGGGUUUCGGAUGUGUGCAGCUUUGAUGCUGAGCAGGCACAGUGGGAACGCUGGACAGCGGGAUCCUCCAAUGCACCUCCAGUGGGCUUGAGCAGCCACACCUGCACCAAGCUAUCGGACCACGAGAUGCGGGUGGUGGGCCGCGAGGGUGGGCUGCGUACACAGCGGCGUUAUGCCAGUAUCUACACAUUGCAUGUCAACCCUGCCACCAAGACCUACUGGUACAGAGAAGAAGAAUCUCGCACUGCGUCUCGAGCCGGGCACUCUGCAAUGCUGCUGCGCGAUACCGGCUCUGGAGGAAAGAGCAGCGGCUACAAACUCAUGGUGUUUGGUGGACGUGAUUCUGCUGACUGUGAUGUGGCUGGACGGUGGGGAAAAGGGAAAAUUCAUGUCGAUUCUGUCCAUGCUCCUGAGCUGUCGGAAAAGAUCGGCCGUUUGGUCAGCACCGUAAAGGGAUCCCAGCAGGCUCCCAAAGGCUUGCGGCACCAGUCCUGCACUGUAGUGGGUCCUUUUGCCAUCAUCUUUGGAGGGGAGACUUUAUCCAGAGGCAGGGAUGCUGUUUGCAACGACCUCUACAUCCAUGAUACACGGUCUUCACCAGCAACCUGGUACCACUUUCCUGGUUCCAGCCGAGCCCAGAAGAGAGUUGGUCAUCGCACCUGCCUUUGGAACGACAAGCUCUACCUCGUUGGAGGGUUUGGAGCAGAUGGCAGAACCCCAUGCCCAGAGAUCUGCACUUUAGAUAUCUCUUUGUGAAGUCAAUGAUCCCACGUCGUUCAAGCGAACCGCCAAUCUCAAGUUUGCCAAAGUGCUUCCCCCAGCUCAGCAGGAGGAAGGUUGCCCUUUGUUUACAUGAAAUAAAAGCCAACCUCUCUCCUCGCAUACAGAGCUUGUCAAACAAGCUUCUCCGGUCUUUCCAUAGAGGAGUGGGGAGCAGGGCUGAUCCAACUGGCUGACCAAAAAGAAAAUGCCUUGUUUAG
Eublepharis macularius is the source of this 1328-nucleotide messenger RNA. RefSeq names its product kelch domain containing 9 (gene KLHDC9). Gene Ontology annotation, molecular function: cyclin binding. The transcript has 5 exons. The record is from RefSeq and is a predicted model, not a curated record. Lineage: Eukaryota; Metazoa; Chordata; Lepidosauria; Squamata; Eublepharidae. Bases 1 to 1104 code for a protein of 367 amino acids.